This is a messenger RNA of Glycine soja, 918 nucleotides long. Its product is annotated as dirigent protein 22-like. Bases 18 to 674 code for a protein of 218 amino acids. Lineage: Eukaryota; Viridiplantae; Streptophyta; Magnoliopsida; Fabales; Fabaceae. The record is from RefSeq and is a predicted model, not a curated record. The transcript has a single exon.
CAAAUCCACCUACUCCGAUGCUUCUCCCACCUUAUAAAUAUCCUUGCAUUCAUAUCACUCUCUUCACCCAAUCCACUUCCUCCAAUUAUAACACCCACCAAAGAACCAUGGCUACCCAGUUCCUCAAAUCCCUCCUUCUCCUCUCCACCUUAACCCUAACCAUCUCAGCAGAAUACACAGGCUUUGUGGGCACAAUAGACCCAAAGUCCAUAGGCAUAAAGCACAAGAAAACCCUAAGCCACUUCAGAUUCUACUGGCACGAAGUCUUCAGCGGAGAAAACCCCACAUCGGUUAGAAUCAUUCCCGCACUCCCCAAAUACAACACAACCACAACCUUUGGUUCGGUUGGGAUCUUCGACAACGCUUUAACUGUGGGACCCGAGGUUUACUCCAAGGUUGUCGGAAAAGCCGAGGGCUUGUUUGCCUCCACGUCGCAAACGCAGUUGGAUCUUUUGCUGAUUUUCAACUUCGCAUUGACACAAGGGAAGUACAACGGCAGCACCAUCACGUUCACUGGGAGGAGCCCCCUCUCGGAGAAGGUGAGGGAGUUGCCCAUUGUUGGUGGAAGUGGGGUCUUCAAAUUUGCCACUGGGUAUAUUGAGUCCAGGACUCUCAGUUUUGAUCCCCAAACGAGGAAUAACACGGUUCAGUUCGACGUGUAUAUUUACUAUUGAUGAAUGUUGAAUGUGUUUUUUUUUUUCUUUUCUUUUUUUCACAUUGAUGUGCUGUCACGACUUUGAUGUUUGUCACUUUGUUUCUAUUUAAGUUUCCUCUUUUGAUGGGGGCACGUGGUGUCAUGGAAUAAAGUCAUGUUUGGGCAAAUUUAAUGAGUUGGAUCAUGAUUCUUACUUUUAUUUCUUAUUAAUAAUGUCAUGGACUCACAUUAUGUACUUAUUAUAUAUGUUUCAGUUUCUCUCU